Molecule: messenger RNA, 2273 nt
Organism: Eubalaena glacialis (North Atlantic right whale)
Lineage: Eukaryota; Metazoa; Chordata; Mammalia; Artiodactyla; Balaenidae
Gene: DALRD3
Product: DALR anticodon binding domain containing 3
Exons: 13
Coding region: 526-2160 (544 amino acids)
Biological process (GO): tRNA C3-cytosine methylation; arginyl-tRNA aminoacylation
Molecular function (GO): ATP binding; tRNA binding; arginine-tRNA ligase activity
Source: RefSeq, a predicted model, not a curated record
GAGCAAGCGGAAGGGGACGCCUUGGUAGGGUACUUUUAGGUGCUCGGCGGUCGACCGGGCCUAAAUCGGACCAGACGUUGAACUAGACAGCGGCUGGAGCAUCGCCCUGUCCUCGCUCACUUCGCUUGCGUCCCGAGAAUUCCUUGCGCCCCGUCUUGAGCCGAAUCAGAAGGCCUACUGGCGUGAGAAUCGCUGGCGCCCGCGCAGGUUCUGGCAUCUCCGCGCGCCCACCGUGUGUUGGCCUCAGGGGCACGUUGCCGCGUCUGCCACCCUCGGGGCCGGGCUGGCGGGAGGCUUGACACAACCGAGGACGGUCGCAAUGGAUUUCCAGGAGUCCCGUCGCUGCCGUGCGGGCCCAUUGGGCCCCUAGCGCUCCGGGCACUGGCCGCGUCACCGGACAAAGGGUCCCGGGUGCCGGGGUGUCCCCGAGGAGGGUUUACCUCCCCUCCGAUCCCACGGGCGCGCUUCCCUCUUGGUUGAUCCCGAAGCCCGCCCCGCCACCGUCACUGCAGUGGCCCUGACUGCAUGAGACCAACAGGACUAAUCCUACUCUGCGGAUCUAAUCCGGAUCGGGACCCGGUCCCGGGGAAGGCCCCCACCACCCAUAUUGUUUGGGGGCCUAGGUGCGCCCUCAGGCUAGAAGUGACAGGCGUAGACGUCGGAGAGCCGAGGCGGUGGCCAUCUCUGGAGCCCGAGGUGCCCGAGCGCGUGGUUCACGCCAUCGUCGGCCUGCAGGGUCCUGGCGUGGCCCCGGUACUGAGCUGCGCGCCAACCCCCGCGGGGCUGGCGCUCCAGCUGCGGCGGUCCGCCGUCUUCGAGCGCGUCCUCGGCGCCGUGGCCGCCUAUGCCGCGCCCACCGUCCCCGCCGCCCCGGGCCCGCGCGUCGUCCUGCACUGCCCGGCGCUGCGCGGCAGCCCCUGCGCCCUCCGCCUGAGCCAGCUGCGUGCCGUGCUCGUGGCCGACCACCUGGCGCGAGCUUUGCACGCUCACAGGGUGAGUGUGCGCCUAGUGCCCGCCGUGCGGGACCCGCACAUGCCGACCUUCCUGCAGCAGCUGCGGGUGGACUGGCCCGCGGCCUCAGAGAGAGCCGCGACCGAAGCCCUGAGGAGCCGCGCGCUUGCAGAGCUCACCCCUGCUCGUAACGCGGAAGCCCUGCCCCCUGGCGCCCUGGGCCGAGUGUGCCUGAAGGAGCUGGUGGACGAACGGGGACGCACAACUGGCUAUGACCCCAACCUGGACAGCUGUCUGGUGACGGAGGAUCUGCUCGCUGUGCUGGCGGAGCUGCAGCAGGCUGUGCAGGAUUGGGCUGAGGACAGCUCCCUAGGCCUGGCCGCGGCCCCAGAUGCUGGUGCAGGUAGCUGUAUGGUUGUACACGUGGUGAGCUGUGAGGAGGAGUUCCAGCAACAGAAGUUGGACCUGCUUUGGUGGAAGUUGGAUAACCACGCUCCUCUCAGACAGAAGCACCUGGUCUGUGGCCCAGUGAAAGUAGCUGGUGCACCUGGCACCCUGACUGCCCCCGAGUACUACGAGCUCCGGCAUGCCCAGGUGUGCAAGGCCUCAGCACUGAAGCACGGUAGGGACCUGGCACAAGACCCAGCCUGGAUGGAAAUCUUCAGGGUUCUCUCUGUGGCAACCAUUAAGUUUGAGAUGCUCAGCACAGCCCCACAAAGUCAGCUUCUCUUGGCCCUGGCCGACAGCAGCAUUUCCACAAAGGGCACCAAAAGUGGCACCUUUGUCAUGUAUAAUUGUGCACGUCUUGCCACACUCUUUGAGAGUUACAAGUGCAGCAUGGAACAAGGUCUGUACCCCACUUUCCCACCUGUGAGCAGUCUGGAUUUCUCCCUGCUACAUGAUGAGGGUGAGUGGUUGCUGCUCUUCAACAGCGUCCUCCCCUUCCCAGACCUGCUGGGCCAGACAGCAGCCCUGCCCCACACAGCCCCAGGGCUCCACAUCACUGCACGCACAGAGAUGGUGUGCAAGUUCCUGGUACAGCUCAGCAUGGAUUUCAGCUCAUACUAUAACCGGGUACACAUCCUAGGGGAGCCUCGACCACACUUGUUUGGUCAAAUGUUUGCCCGUCUGCAGCUUCUGCGGGCUGUGCGUGAAGUGCUCCACACCGGGCUGGCCAUGCUGGGUCUCCCUCCACUGAGUCACAUCUAAGGCCACAGAGGCCCUAAUAUCUGGGAAUGUCCGCAAAGUCAUCAACUGAAAGGGAAAAAACCCACAGAUUUUGUUAGAGACCCAGAACCAAAAUAAAUUGCUUCUGUGACAAA